GCUUUAGUAACAAUUGUCCCAAGAAGAAGCGCAGUAUUAGCAGCAGCAUGGAGGCCUUGAACUGUUCAGCUUUCAAACACUGCAAAUGGUCUCUAGAGCCACCAGCAAUGACAUCAAUUACCAAGAAUCAUCCUCUCCAUGGAUUUCCAAGGAGUUUGAAUUAUUCAUGGAAGCCACUUUCGUCGAGUUUGUGUAGCAUUAGGGGAAGCCGUGUGCUGAAGAAAGGACGUCACGUUGUAUCUCCAGACCUAGCCUCCCCCGGCAUGACAGCUGAGCAUCUUCGCGCGCGGGAGGAUGCCUACCAAGGGGUUGUCAUCGAUCCAGAAAGCUUACCCUUGAGCGCAAAUGCGUUUGCAUCUGCACUGCGAGCCUCUCUGGGGACAUGGAAGUUGAAGGAGAAAAGGGGGGUGUGGCUCAAGAUACUGCAAGAGCAGGCUGAACUUGUUCCCAUAGCAAUUCAGGAGGGUUUCAGCUACCAUCAUGCUGAGCCAGGAUAUGUUGUGCUAACGUAUUGGAUCCCCAGCGAACCCUGCACGCUCCCUGCGAGCCCUUCCCAUCAAAUUGGCAUUGCCGGUUUUGUGAUCAACGACAGAGGAGAGAUCCUUGUAGUGAAAGAACAAUGCUCUUGCAGUUGCUCGGGGGUUUGGAAGCUGCCUACGGGUUAUAUUAACAAGUCUGAAGACAUAUUCUCCGGAGCUGUAAGAGAAGUGAAAGAAGAGACUGGUGUUGAUACAACUUUCCUGGAAAUGGUUGCUUUCAGGCAUGCCCAUCUGGUGGCCUUUGAGAAGUCAGAUCUUAUGUUCGUGUGCUUGCUUAAGCCAUUGUCCUUCGAUAUCACAAUCGACGAGAAGGAGAUUCAAGCUGCCAAGUGGAUGCCUGUUGAUGAAGUGUUGGAGCAGCCAUUCUACAGAGAAGAUCAAAUGUCAAGAAGGAUAAUUGAAGUCUGCAAGGCAACAUAUGAAGAGCAUUACUACUGUGGCUUCACUGCCCAUCAAUUAAUCUCUUUAUUUGAUGGAAACUUGGCAUCCUGCUUGUACUAUAGUGACAAGAAUUUACCUUGUUUCUUGCCCAGUAAUUGAGAAUAUUUGCCUUGUAUUAUGGAGUAAGGAUGAAAUUACUUGUAUUAAUUUGUCACUUUUCUUAAACUUUUUUUUAUUAGCUCAAAUGCGGCAUUAAACUUUAA
Diospyros lotus (date-plum) is the source of this 1183-nucleotide messenger RNA. Its product is annotated as nudix hydrolase 8-like. The transcript is spliced from 8 exons. The coding region runs from base 48 to 1079 and encodes 343 amino acids. Gene Ontology annotation, molecular function: ADP-ribose diphosphatase activity; NADH pyrophosphatase activity; NAD binding. NCBI's taxonomy places the organism in Eukaryota, Viridiplantae, Streptophyta, Magnoliopsida, Ericales, Ebenaceae. The record is from RefSeq and is a predicted model, not a curated record.